UCAAUCUGCACUCAAAGCCGUAUUUUUGCAAUCAUGGAUAACGAAAUAUAUUUUCUCAAAGAGGAAAUAAUCCGUUUAAAAGAAGAAAACGAAAGCUUGCAGCAGGAUGGACAAUUGGCAGGAGAGAUUGGGAAGAAUUUGCUCGAAAAUAACCAGGAAUUGGAAAGAAAACUUGAAGAAGUGAACAACGACUACAUAACAACGUUAGGGAAUCUUGAGGAACUAAAGCAAGAGAAUUAUUCUUUGCGAUCCAGACUUGAGACAGAAGUUCGAACCAACUCAAACCAUGCCCAUGAAUUGGACGACUUGAAGGUAAAGCUUCAAAAGGAAUUCGAAGCGAAAGAAAAAUCUCAACAGAUGACAACAGAAAAAAAGAUCUGUGAACUGAGAAAAGAAAUAGAAUCUCUGCAAAACGAUAUCAGCAAGCACACGCUGGUAGAAAUUCAGCUGCAAGAAAAGAUUAAGAAGCAGGAUGAGAUGCUACAAGCUGCUCGCCGAAGCAGCGAAGAACUACAACACAAAGGACGAUCACGAUUAGAGAGUAUUGAAGAGUACAUCCAUCUAGCCUCCGAGCUCUCAGAAGAGAGGGAUACUUUGACCAUGAAGCUGGCCGAUUUGAAAGAUAGUCAGGAGAGAAUUUUAUUCGACAGAAACGUACUGAAGGAAAGAGUUGAGCAUCUUGAGGAAGAACUCCAAGAGAAGGCUCGACAAGGGCAAACCUGGUUUAACUGUUUACAGGAAGCUCGCAACGAAGCAGGCGAGUUAAAAGCUGAACUUGAAAACCUAAAGGCAGACAAUGCCAGGAGAAACUUUGGAAAACAAGGAAAUUCUCUCUUUGGAGAGGUUGAGGACCAGCGAUUGGAACUUGAGAAGAAAUAUGGUAGUCUACGAGCCAGACACGAGGGUGCGAUGAAAGUGCACAACAUGACGAAACAACAUCUACAGAGACUGAAGAAUCAAGUAGCGACUCUGCUCCAAGUCAAGAGCUGUCAUGCAGACGCCUCACAGAUCCAAAGGCUCACCCAGGCAUUGGUGCAGAAAGAAGGCGAGGUGAAGAUGUUGAACACAAAGAUAUCAAGUCUAGAGAAGCAGAAGGAAGAGCGCAACAUAAGCAGCCGUUUGAUGGAGUUUCACGACGCAUUCUCGGAGUUUGGAGACAAGAAGGACUACGUGAACUUUCUUCAGUUACAGCUUGAAGAUUCCAAGAAAGCCUUGGCAGCACUGAAUAAAGAAUUGCAGACAAAAACAUUACUUCAGUUAUCCGAAACUGACAGACUUCGUCACACUGAACAUCAACUGCAUGUGUCCGAGUCUAAUGUCGAGCGACUGAACGGUGAAAAUAUCAAGCUUAGGUUGAAAAUUGACGACUUACGACUGAAGCUGCAGAGCCAUUCCCAAAAAGACCCUCAAAAUGUCUCUCAAACAUCCACCUCGUCUGGUCUCAGGAAAACAAAAUCCGCCAUUUUGCUCAGUGGGGCCAAUUCAAAAAAUACCAGAACAUCAGCACUCAUAAAGAAAGGACAAGAAAAUACCGUGUCAAUUAAUGCAAAGGUUGCGAAACUAGAGACCUCAAUUUUAAAACCUCCUGUUGUUCUGGUUAACACUCUUGACACAACAAGCAACAAAAAGCAACGAGGCAGCGAUGUGACUUUUCCUUUACAAGUUGAAUCUACUGCAGAAAGUUUAAUUACCAGCAAUGUGCCACGGAAAUUGCCUUUAUCAAGUAAUGACGUCGAAAACGAGGCCAAAAGUAAGGUAGAAUUUAAAAGAAAGCCGAUGGUGCGCUUUCAAACUGCAACGGACGACAUCGAUUUAUCAGAAACUCAAAGCACGCAUGACAAUGCACCGGACUAUGGAGGGCUCUUGAAAGAAAAUUCUCAACCUGAGGAGAGCCACAAAGAACAGAUGCCCUCGGUCACUGUGAGAGGACAGAAAACUGCUCCUGUUGUUAUCAACGUCAAGAAGGGUGAGACCAAAAAUCAAUGUCCCCAGCAAUGAUGGAGGAGAUAAAAAUCUCGAAUUUACGAAAGUUUUUAAAUUUAGAUUGGAAACUACCGAAAUUAAAUUAAACUCUCCCGUGGGAUAUCUGCUUCACUUCAUUAUGUAAAUUGACCUCGUAUUCGGAAUCCGAGGUCAACUCUCAUCCUUCGCUUUCACUCCUUGUUUCGAGUUAAUACAUGCAAGGUAAAUGAAAAGGAAGUUUAAUACAGCAGUCUUUUAUUGCCGUGUCGUUUAAAAGGUUAGAAACCUGCCAUGACUCGUUCCAUUCUUCUUGCAUUAUAUAAGCUAGAGCGACAGUAGUUUACUGGCGCAAGUCAAACCCUUGAUAAAAGGAUUAAAAUAAGUCUUCCCUUUUUUCCUCUGUCGCCAACCUUCGAAUUUCGCUUUUCACAACAGAAGUUAACGCCUUAUUGCAGAUUAAUGGUUGAUGGUAGAGUCAAAUGAUUGAUCUAACCAAAGUUCAGAUAAAAGGGUCUGAUUAAAGAAAAAGGCAAAUUCAGUUGAAGUACAUUGCCAACAUUUAUUAUCACACUUUUAAUUAUAUUAGCCUCUGUGGAGCUCUCUGUCAGGAGACAUGGGGAAGUAAGCCACUUUUUUCCCUUGCUCGCCCAUUUCUCUUUUUCAGAAAAAGCUUUCAUUAGGCAAUAAUUUACUACUAUUCCAGUUUGAAAGUAGAGAACGACUUAACUGAUAAACUAUAGCCAGAACACACUUGGCAUUUGCGAGAAUAAAACCCUUGUGCGCCUACACCUGAGGGAAAUCUCGCACUUAAUUUGAGAACUAACACUAAAUAAGACAAAAAUGAAGUUAUUUGUCAGGGUAACAAAACUUGCACGUUAAAAUAUGGAAUUAUGCACCUUAUCAACUACUGGCAUUCAAUCCAAGGGAAAUUCAAUCAACAACAAAUUACGCCUGCGUAACUUACGAUUUGUGAAGGUAGCUUAGUGACCAAAAAAAUAAUCAAAAUCUUUAGAUGUGAAAAAUUUACAUUUUGAAAAUAAUUUUUUAGUAUCUGCAAUGAUAUAAGAUAUUAAG
Messenger RNA from Pocillopora verrucosa, 3036 nucleotides. RefSeq names its product protein Spindly-B. The record is from RefSeq and is a predicted model, not a curated record. Lineage: Eukaryota; Metazoa; Cnidaria; Anthozoa; Scleractinia; Pocilloporidae.